AUAAUCGCGAGCUUCAUGGGCUACGAGGGAUUGGAGCCAGUUGCUUUAUCCAUGUCUCAAGGUAGCGGACCACAAUCUUCUGAAGGCUCGAAGUCGGGUCUUGGUGAGGCAGGCUCGAACUCUGGUCUUGGUGAGGCACAUCCUUGUGAGGGCUCGAACUCCGGUCUUGGCGAGACAAGCCCUGACUUCAGUGGUGCCAGUUUCUCGUUGGAUGACAACGAGAUCAACGCCUACAACGGCAUCCUGAACAUCCAAGCGCCUGACUUCACCACCGUCAUGGCGAUUGUGCACGGCGAAGGGUACUGGACCGAUGUUGCGUGGUACUUCCAGGACUCUGACUUCGUGACUCUCCUCAACUUCAUGAACAGCCUCGGGCCGGAGACCGUCGAGGACGAGGACUUUCUUGACUUUGCCAACGUCGUGAGCUUCGCGAACAGCCUCGGGAAGGAGUCCGACGAAGAAGACGACAUGGUCAGGGUGUUGCUGAAUGUGGAUGAUGUUUCGGAAGAAUUGUGAGCAGGCAGGGGGGAGAUAGAGCGUAGGGCGUGUCCUGGCAUCAUCUGGAAGACUAAGUAUGCUUGAAUAUGAAGUUGUGUGGCGCUGGGUUAUUUUUUAUGUUAUACCAAAACUAUAAAUUGUAUUCAGAUUGGUUGGUGUGUUGUAUGGCUGAUGUCUCCGUGCCGUGGGGCGGAGAGGUGAUGUAUCAUGUAUGUUUGUUUCUUGUUUUGAUGGAUGGCAGUAUUUUAUUUGCAGUAA
Messenger RNA from Lolium perenne, 756 nucleotides. RefSeq lists its product as uncharacterized. The record is from RefSeq and is a predicted model, not a curated record. Lineage: Eukaryota; Viridiplantae; Streptophyta; Magnoliopsida; Poales; Poaceae.